AUGCGAACUUCUACCCUUCUAGCAGUUGCCAACCUUGGCACGGCCUUUGCUGCCGUUCAGAUUUACGGCCAGUGCGGUGGAGGUGCUUUCACCGGAGAGACCGACUGUGCUGAUGGCUCUACCUGUGUCGAGAUGAACGAGUGGUACAGCCAGUGUGUUCCCGAGUCCACUGAGGCCCCUGCCACUGAGGUUUCCUCUGUUGAGGAGGAGGAGGAGAACAACGACGCUGAGACCGCUCCCGUGGAGACUUCCGCUCCCGUUGUUCCCUCGCAGCCUGCUGAGGAGGAGGGUGAUGACGAGGAGUCCGCUCCUGUCGAGACCUCUAUUGCUGCUGUCCCCUCUCAGCCCGCUGAGGAGGGUGACAAUGAGGAGUCCACCCCCGUUGUCGAGCCUACCAGCGCCGCUGCUGCUCCCACCUCUGGAUCCGGUAGCGGAUCUGGCUCCGGCUCCGGCUCCGGCUCUGGUGGCAUCACCCGAACCAUUCCCGCCUCCAGCGGCUCUACUGCCGCCGCUACUGCCAUCCCCGUCUCCGGCGAGCUCGACGGUGGCAUGAUGUACUACGACCGAUCCCCCGCUGUCUGCAAGGACCAGUCCGAGACCGGUGAGGACGACGCCAUGUUCAUCCUCGAGGACGGCGCCACCCUCCGCAACGUCAUCAUCGGCCCCGGCCAGGCUGAGGGCGUCCACUGCAAGGGCACCUGCACCCUCGAGAACGUCUGGUUCGAGGACGUCUGCGAGGACGCCAUCACCCUCAAGCAAAAGUCGGGCACCUCCAUCAUCCGCGGCGGCGGUGCCUUCCACGCCUCCGACAAGGUCGUCCAGUUCAACGGCCGCGGCACUGUCGAGAUCUCUGACUUUUACGUCGAGGACUACGGCAAGCUUGUCCGAGCUUGCGGUAACUGCAAGGACAACGGUGGCCCUCGUAACGUUGUUAUUGAAAACAUUGCCGCUGUUGACGGUGGUGUUCUCUGCGGCAUCAACACCAACUACGGCGACACUUGCACCAUCAGCAACUCUUGCCAGGACUCUGGCAAGACCUGCGACCUCUUCGAGGGUAACUCUGAUGGCUCUGAGCCUACCAAGCUCAGCAGCGGCCCCGACGGCACCUCUUGCAAGGCCGAUUCCUUCUCCGAGACCUGCUAG
Molecule: messenger RNA, 1143 nt
Organism: Fusarium vanettenii 77-13-4
Lineage: Eukaryota; Fungi; Ascomycota; Sordariomycetes; Hypocreales; Nectriaceae
Exons: 4
Coding region: 1-1143 (380 amino acids)
Biological process (GO): pectin catabolic process
Cellular component (GO): extracellular region
Molecular function (GO): cellulose binding; pectate lyase activity
Source: RefSeq, a predicted model, not a curated record